Molecule: messenger RNA, 1425 nt
Organism: Malassezia globosa CBS 7966
Lineage: Eukaryota; Fungi; Basidiomycota; Malasseziomycetes; Malasseziales; Malasseziaceae
Exons: 1
Coding region: 1-1425 (474 amino acids)
Biological process (GO): protein insertion into mitochondrial inner membrane from matrix
Cellular component (GO): mitochondrial inner membrane
Molecular function (GO): membrane insertase activity
Source: RefSeq, a predicted model, not a curated record
AUGGCGACACAGCGACUAGGCCAUAUGCUCAGGGUAGCAUUGCCUGUGCGUCACGGACUAUCGUUAUAUACACGUAACCGCAUUGCUGUGUCUUACGUGCCUCUGACGCAGGCAGCUAGGCUGGCUGGUGUCGUAGCGGCACCACGUGCCUUUUCGCUUUGGAGCAGUGCAACCGAAGGAAAUGAAGCUGCUCGCAAAGCAGUUUUUGAACGUGCGAGUGAAGUCGCACAAAAAGUUGAGGAAGUUCCCUCCAACUUUCACGAGCGCGCUCACGAGGUGGGUCUCUCUGUGCAUGACAGACUUGCACAAGCCGAAGAGACCGUUCACAGUGCACUGACACAUGAGGGUGAAAGCAUUUCUCAUGCGGCGCAACUAGCAACAACGGAUAUGCAGGAACUUGGACUGGGAGGCUGGUCGCCAUCGGGACUCCUCCAGCAUUUGCUCGACGGCGUGCAGUACUAUACAAAUUUGCCGUGGUGGGCUACGAUCAUUGUGGUCACUUGUGGGAUCCGCUUGGCGAUUGCCCCUCUUCUGGUAUAUGUACAAGCCAACUCAAUUCGUCUUUCAAACAUCCAACCACAAAUGCAGGCAAUGAUCAAGGAUCUUGAAUAUGCGAAAUCGACGGGGAAUCAACAAGAAAUGCAGAACGCUGCGAUCAACGUUCGGAAGUUACUGUCCGACAAUAAUUGCUCUCCAUUCAAGUCGCUCCUCUUGCCAGCCGUACAAAUGCCCAUUUUCUUGUCUUUCUACUUUGCAUUGACGGGUCUGGCAAAGGCGCCACUACCGGCGCUCACGACAGGAGGCAUUGCAUGGUUCCCGGAUCUGACGCUUGCCGACCCGUACUACGCUCUUCCUAUCAUUAGUUCGGCUAUGACGCUCCUUGUACUUGAGACUGGUGCCGAAACAGGUACAACGGCGAUGAAUCAAUCAUCACAAGCUCGUUUUAUGAAGAACGUGCUCCGUGGUGUGACAGUGUUGGCUGCAUGGCUCAUUUCCAGCUUCCCCUCGGCUGUACUGCUAUAUUGGUCAACAACUAACACUUUUUCAUUAUUCCAGCUACUUGCUUUGCGUACGCGUUUCCUUAAACGUCUUUGGCGUUUGCCUGAAAAGGUUGAGCAUCCCGUCAAGCCUCAUAUCAAAGAAAAGACAUUCAUGGAAAAUAUUCGUUCAAGUAUGAACAGCGGCAAUGCUCGUCCGAGCGCUGCGACGCCUGUACGUCGUCCUUCUUCUGCUUUCUAUCGGAAACCGCAAGAUACGCCAGAAAUUAUGAGCCAGUCACGUACGCGCGCGCUAGACUCGCUCAUGUCUGAUGACAAGAGCGUCAAGACAUCGCGGGCUUCUAGUGCAGCAAAUGAACUCAACCAAGCCGAGAAGCAGUCACGUCUAGCAGCGGCGCGGGAACGUCGUCUUCGACAGCGCAAUUAA